AUGAAGGUGAAAUGGACCAAGUUAGGCAUGGUGGUCUUUUUGCUAAUAUCCUUGGUCAUGACGGGAUGCUUUAUUUGGCAGUACAGGAUGCCAAAAUUAAAAAUAGGUAAGAGUCAAAGGAGAAUUUCCCAUCCCAUGAGGAUGUGCCCUCGUUUCCCUGAGCCAGUACUCCUGGAACAUCCCAUCCCUGCACUUAAGGAAGCAUUAGAAAAGAUAGAUGUUGUCCUAAGGUUAAGUAUUCAUGACACUACACUACCAGCUCUGUCUGCCAUCGUUGUCUUCAACGAUUCUGUGUUGUGGAACGGAAACUUUGGCAGAAGGAACGGGAGUGAUCCCUCCUCGCCUCCACCCAAUGAAUACACAGUGUACAGAAUUGCUAGUCUCUCAAAGAUCUUCCCGACACUGAUGCUGUACAAGCUAUGGGAGGAGGGGAAGGUGGCCUCCUUGGAUGACCCUAUUGAGAAGUAUGCAGCAAACUUCACCAUCAAGAACCCGCUGGGGAAGCGGCGGGAAGUUGUGGAUGGCAAGGCUGGUUCUGACAGAGAUACACAGCCACGCUCUCCCUCUGUCACCCUGCGCAGGAUGGCCGGUCAGCUCUCUGGGUUACCCAGGCGGCUUCGGGCAACAAAUCUACUCUGGGGUGGUGACACAGAGGCUGCUAUAGAUCUAUUACAGGAUGAUGUCCUAGUGGCAGACCCAGGCACCAAAUGUCACUACAGCAAUGUGGCCUUCUCUUUAUUGGCUAAUGUCUUGGCCGAGAACUUUGCAAAAUCCGACUACGAGAGCUGGGUGUCCGACAACAUCCUGGAGCAGCUGGGGAUGGAGGACACAGGCUUUGAUAUAACCCCAGCCAUUCAGAGCCAGAUGGCGGUGGGCAUGUACAGCAGCGGCCAAUCGGCACCCCUCUACGACCUGGGCUGGUAUCGGCCCGCUGGCCAGAUGUACUCCACGGCGGCCGACAUGGCCAAACUGGCCAUGGUGCUUCUGGGGGCCUACAGCCGGCCCCUCCUCCAACAUGACACCCUGAAGACCCUGCUGACCCCUCUGUUUCGCUGCCACCAGGGCUACUUCGCCAACUACACCGGCACGCCCUGGGAGGUCAACGAGCAGCUGGGCUACGAGGUGGUUCGUAAGGACGGAGACCUGGACGGCUACGCCACCACCUUCUCCCUGGUUCCCCGACUGAAGCUGGGCCUGGUGGUGCUGAUGGCCGGGGUGAGGCCGCCAACAAUGGACGGGGAUCUGGUCAACCAGGCCUACAGCCACCUCAUCCCAGCCAUGGAGAGCGCUUUCAGGAAUGCACAGCGCAAGCUCUCGCCGCCGCCCGACCCCACGCCCUAUGUGGGCCUCUUCACCUACCAGAACAUGACCUUCUAUGAGAUAAAGGCGAGUUUGGGCGGGGUGCUGGUCAUGCAGCAGUUUGGGCCCCAGGUGGACACCAUGAUACUGGCCAAGUACAGGACUAUCAGGCUGGACUUCCUGCAGGAGAGGGUGUUCAGGGUGGUGUUCGAGGGGGAGUACCCCUGCAAACUGAAGGUCAACAGCAUGUCAGUGUCUCUGGAGACCCAGGACAGGCAACUCUUUAACUUCUAUUAUUUCAACAAGAAGGGCGUGUCGCCUGGAUUCGACUCUCCUGGGCUCAACACUUACAAAGUGCUCCGGAUAGCUCGACGGCCAAUCUUCAACAGUUAA
Molecule: messenger RNA, 1692 nt
Organism: Salvelinus fontinalis (brook trout)
Lineage: Eukaryota; Metazoa; Chordata; Actinopteri; Salmoniformes; Salmonidae
Product: putative beta-lactamase-like 1
Exons: 7
Coding region: 1-1692 (563 amino acids)
Source: RefSeq, a predicted model, not a curated record